AUGCACGCCGCCAGCACUGGAAGCAACAGCGGCGGUGCUCUCGGGUCUUCCUCAAACGUUCCCAUUGCAUCAUCCACCACCACCACAAAUGGCAAUGAUAUGAGCUCUUCUGCCUCUUCAAACAUCUCUUCAAUAGCCAGUUCGGAUGAGGAGGAAGUGGUGCUGAGGGUGGAGGAGGAGGAGGAGGAACCGAAGAAGCCAACUUCGCCAGCUGUUACCACAACACAGCUCUUACCUGAAUCUAGUGAUACUCAUAGUGAAAAGGAGGAGGAGGAGGAGGAGGAGAACACCUCAGAUGUUCCUUCAGAGGUAGUCGACGAUGGUCCUCAGGAGGAUCCUGGAAAGGAGGAAGUGGACACCAAAGACGAUAACUCCUCGUCUUCAGCUGUCGCCGCCGCCGUGGUCAUCGAAUCCGCCUCUGCCUCGCCGAAAACUGCCGAGGCGAGCGAGGACAGCGCCAGCACCAUCGUCGGCGACGAUGAAGAGGAGGACGGUGAGGUGAACCAGGAAAAGGAGCCUGCUUCAAAGACCUCGCCAUCACCAUCCUCUGCAAAGGAGUCCGACGAGGAGGAGGAGGAGGAGGAGGUCGAGGUGGAAGUGGAUGAGUCCACCACCACCACCAAA
This is a messenger RNA of Rhagoletis zephyria (snowberry fruit fly), 624 nucleotides long. The record is from RefSeq and is a predicted model, not a curated record. NCBI's taxonomy places the organism in Eukaryota, Metazoa, Arthropoda, Insecta, Diptera, Tephritidae.